AUGGCGAGUUCUCUGCUGACAGAAGACCAGCUUCUGUGCUCCAUCUGUCUGGAUGUCUUCACUCUUCCAGUCACGUUACCAUGUGGACACAACUUCUGCAGGAAAUGCAUCUCACACCAUUGGGAUGUUAACGUCCCGUGUCACUGCCCGAUGUGUAAAGAGAGAUUUGAUGCAAGACCUAAUCUGCGGACCAACAUCUUCAUCUCGGAGAUGGCAGCUCGUUUCAGACAAUCAGCGGGAGCAGUGGGCAGCCACUGUGCGGCGCCCAGGGACCAGAUCUAUGCUAAUGUCCGGCCAAUGGCACUGACUGAAGAACCAAACAUGUGGAGGGAAACUGGAGCACCUGGAGGAAGCCCACGCAGACCCGGGGAGAACAUGCAAACUCCACACAGAAAGGCCGGGACGACGAGCUGUGAGGCCACAGGGCGAUCCACCAGGCCACUGUGCCGCCCAAAGCCACAAGUUGCCAAACUAGGAGACGUUUCCUGCGAUGAAUGCAGUGGAAUCAAACUGAAAGCCCUGAAGUCCUGCCUGGCGUGUCUGACGUCCUACUGUGAGACUCACCUGAAGCCUCAUCUGACCUCGUUGGGCCUGAAAAGGCACCAGCUGGUGGACCCGGUGAAAAACCUGGAAGACAGGAUGUGUCCGACGCACGAUAAACCGCUGGAGCUGUUCUGCAGGACGGACCACACGAGUGUCUGCGUGCUCUGCACGGUUUUAGACCACAAGUCCCACAUGUUUGUUCCUCUGAAAGACGAGCAUGGAAUGAGGAAGGCCAUGCUGGAGAAGACAGAAGGCAAAAUGUGCCAGAUGAUCCAGGAGAGGCGGCGGAAGAUUCAGGAGGUGACCCUGUCAGCAAAGCUUAACAGGGAAGCUGCAGACAGAGGGAUGGCAGGCGGGGUUCAGGUCUUCACUGAUCUGAUGCAGUUUCUUGAAGGAGGUCUCACCGAACUCAUCGAGACGAUUGAAGAGAAGCUGAAAGCAAUGGAGCGAAAGGCUGGAGGCGUCAUCACAGAGCUCGAACAGGAAAUCAAUGUGCUGACGAAGAGACGCACUGAGGUGGAGCAGCUCUCCUGCUCAGACGACCACUUUCAUCUUGUCCAAGGUUUCUCGGCCCUGAACACCGCUCCACCCACGAAGGACUGGACCGAGGUCAGUGUCUGUCAGCCGUUAUAUGAGGAGCUGGUGAGGAGAGCUGUGGUGGGAGCCGUGGACAGGUUGCAGGAGACGUUCAGAAAAGAGAAAAAGAAGCUGCUCGAGGCCGAGCUGAAGAGGGUCCAGAAGUACGAAGUGGAAGUGACUCUGGAUCCUCAAACAGCAAGUCCCUGGCUCAUCCUGUCCGGCGACGUCAAACAAGUCAGUCUUGGAGACACGAAGAAGACUCUCCCAGACAAGCCUGAGAGAUUCUACCCGGGCGGGGGAGUCUUAGGAAAGCAGAGUUUCUCCUCAGGAAGAUUUUACUAUGAGGUCCGGGUGAAGGAGAAGACAAAGUGGGACUUCGGUGUGGUCAAAGAGUCCAUCAACAGGAAGGGGAAGAUCACCAAGAGCCAUGACAGUGGGUUCUGGAUACUGAGCGCGAGGAAGGGAAAUGAGUACAAAGCUCGUGGCGGCCACGACGUUCCCCUCAGUCCGACGAGGCGUCCUGAGAGGGUCGGGGUGUUUGUGGACUAUGAGGAAGGUCUGGUCUCCUUCUAUGAUGCCAAUGUUGCAGAUCUGAUCUUCUCCUUUACGGACUGCCGCUUCACUGAGAGACUCUACCCGUUCUUCAGGCCCAGCCACACCAGAGUAGACUCCGCCCCUCUUAUCAUCUCUCCUGUCAAUCACACUAAUUAGAUCCAAUCGUUCAGUGUCUCUUCAUCUUUAUCUUCCUUUCAUCUGGUUUUUGUCCCCUUAUGUCACUCCCUGAUCAGCUGAUGUGUGCUGCACAUGAUUCAUAUGAUCUGUCACUACCCAGAACCACCUAACAAGCCAACCCGUUCUCACUCUUGACCAUGGGCAAGAGCCGUCGGCGUCCGUUUGUAACGCAGUGGGGGAAGCCCUUACCUUUAGCAUUCAAAACUGAUGCUAAGUGUAGGAUUAUAUUUAACAGAAAAGUCAGAGUAAGGAGGUGGUUGGGGUGGAUGGAGGGUCAGAACCCCAACUUUCAACCAGGAGACCGGGGUUGGUUUCUCGUGUGAAACUAAAAGU
This is a messenger RNA of Micropterus salmoides (largemouth bass), 2187 nucleotides long. RefSeq names its product zinc-binding protein A33-like. The transcript has 2 exons. NCBI's taxonomy places the organism in Eukaryota, Metazoa, Chordata, Actinopteri, Centrarchiformes, Centrarchidae. The record is from RefSeq and is a predicted model, not a curated record. Gene Ontology annotation, molecular function: protein binding; zinc ion binding. Bases 1 to 1833 code for a protein of 610 amino acids.